AAAACAUCACAGCUAAAUUUAUCAUAUAUUAUUCAAACAAAUAAUAAUUUUUAUUGUUCAAUGUGGUAAAUUAAUCUUCCCUCUCUCAUCAUAUCAAAAUAUAUAACUCUUUUUUUUUUUUAUUUUUAUUUUUUUUGGGCUCAAUUUGUCCGCCAUCUUUCAGAGCAUCCGCGAAGGUGGGUCGUGAAGUCGUGGGUGUACUAAAAAUUAUCUAAUUAUUUAUAUAAAAAAAAACCAACUACAAUAAAUAAUUAAAUUUUCAAAUUUAACCCUUAAACAUAAAGUAUUAAUUACAUUAAAAAACAUCAAAUAAAUGGGGUGACACUUGAUUUAACUCCAAAUAGAAAAAUAAAAAAAACGUCAUUGCUCAAAAAAAAAAAAAAUUUGCAAAUAGAUAAAAAACUAAUUUAAAAAAAAAAUAAAACGUGAAAAAUUCUACGGCCAUUUAAGUGAUAAGUGGAACAAAAAUUAAGUUGAAAAAAAAUAAAUAAUACAAGUUAAUCAUCAAAGUUUGACAAGUGUCAUCAAGAUUUAAUUUUUUUUUUUUUAUUUUUUCUUAUUAUUUUUAUUUCAUUACCAUUUUUGGAAUUAAAACGAGGACAAUUCCUAACUAGUGUGGACAGUUUACAUGGACAAAUAUAUAUAUUGAAAAAAAAAUAUAUAUAUAUAUUUAUAGAAGAAAAACGUCUGUUAUCCUCGGCGCGAGAGUUCACUCUCGGCGCCGCCUAGAUUUCGAUUUUUCUCCAGGGCGCAACGAUGAGUUGCCAAAGAAACGCUAACAAGAUCACGGUACCUGACGAUCUCAGGGACAUAUUACUUGAGUUUACAAUAAGUUAUUUACUUGAACAACCUGGUGAUAUUGUUGAUUAUGCUGUUGAUUUUUUUACACGUUUACGUGAUAAUCGACAAACAAUGUUGAUACAAUCAAACGCAACUUGUUCAUCAACACCAGACGAAUCUGUUGAAGAAGAACCACCAGUUGGUAGAUUUGCAUCAAGAAGAAAGAGUGUUUUUGCUGAAACAUAUGAUCCAGAAGAAGAUGAAGAAGACGAAGGUGUUAGGUCAGUCCAUCCAAAGAGUGAUGAACAAAGACAGAGGCUGAGUGAGAGUGUCAGAAAUAUUCUGUUAUUUCGAGCACUUGAUAAGGAACAAAUGGCAGAUGUGCUUGACGCAAUGUUUGAAAAGACAGUUCAACCCGGUGAUUUUAUUAUUCGACAGGGUGAUGAUGGGGAUAACUUUUACGUAAUUGAAAGAGGAAAAUUUGAGGUAUAUGUAAAAGAUCCAACUGGUGCUGAUAUGCGUAUUCAUGCUUAUGAUAAUGGUGGUGCAUUUGGUGAACUGGCAUUGCUUUAUAAUAUGCCAAGAGCAGCAACAAUAAAAGCUGUUACAAAUGGCACAUUAUGGGCUAUGGAUCGUCAAACAUUUAGACGUAUAUUAUUAAAAUCAGCAUAUAAAAAACGUAAAAUGUAUGAAAAUCUUAUCAACAAAGUACCCAUGCUCAAAUCACUUGAGACUUAUGAACGUAUGAAUCUUGCUGAUGCACUUGCACCAAAACAUUUUGCUGAUGGUGAACAAAUAAUAAGACAAGGUGAUUCUGCUGAUGGAAUGUAUUUCGUUGAAGAUGGUCUUGUUAAAAUAACAAUUAUCGGUGACAAUGGUCGUGAAGUUGAGAUUAAUCGCGUACCAGCCGGUGGAUAUUUAGGAGAACUUGCUUUAGUAACACACAAGCCUCGUGCUGCCUCGGCUUAUGCAAUUGGAAAUGUUAAAUUAGCAUUUUUGGAUGUUGAAGCAUUCGAGCGUCUUCUUGGUCCUUGCAUGGAAUUAAUGAAACGUAAUAUUGAUGAUUACGAAGAUCAACUUGUUAAAAUAUUUGGAAGUAAAACUGACAUUUCUGAUAUUCGAUGAACAUCGUUAAACAAUUCAUCAACUACAUCACUAUCAAAUAAAUUCAUGAUGAAGUAUAGUGAUGCAUAAAACAACAAAAAAAAAAACAUUGGUAACAAAAAAUAAAAUACAAAACAAAAUUACUAUUAAAAUAAGCACUUAUCAUCCACUUGUUUGUGGUAAACCCCUCAUUCAUUGUAUCUUAAAUCAAAGACAACAAUUAGAACCCUUUUUCUCCCCUUCUUUUAAAAAUAUUAGGUAUUGAUUACCCAAAAUAUAUACAAAAAAAAUUGUAGCUGCAAAAUUUAUACUCAUUUAUUCAAGGAUAAUAUUAUUAACAGUACAACAAUCACAUUUUUUGGCGUCUUAUAUCAAUAUAAUAUAUAUCAUUUAAAAAAUAAUACAAAAGACAAAAAUAUAUACUAAAAAUUAUCAAAAAAAAAAAAAUACUUUUUAAGACUGUAACUAAUUGGAAAGUAUUACAGUUAUUAUUAUUUAAAAAAAAAAAAUGUCAAUAUGAAUAUAUAUUGUGUUCGGUUCGGCUGUGCCGAUUGUUUAUUAUUUUAAUGUUUUUUAAAAUCGUUUAAUAAUAUCCCUAAAAUUUGACCAAAAAAAAACAAUAAAUUAUUAAAGACAUUGAAAAUAAUAUUAUAAAUAUUUAAAUAAGUUGGGUAUAUUUAUUAUUCUGUCUAAUUAUCCAAGAUUAAAAAAUGACGUAACAUAUAUAUUUAUUAAUUACCCUCGGUGUUUCUCGUGUCAUUGUUCUUAAGUUAAAAAGAUUAAAAAGAAAAAACAAGAAAAAAGAAUCGAGAAUAAUAGAGAGUUUUAAAAAAAUGAAACUAAUGGAGCUUAAUAAAAAAUAAUAACAUUUAUGAUAUAUAAAGAGAAGAGUAUAAAUCUGUGAAAAAAAAUAAAAGCAAAUUGUGAAAUUAAAUCUCGUCAUGCGCACUAGCCGUUGAACGGAAAAUUAUCAAUAAUAUUAAUUAAAUUAAAUAUACAAAAUAAUCGUACUAAAAGAAAUACAAAUUAAUAUAAAUUUAAAAAAAAAUACGAUAAAGUAUUAAAUUGAGAAAAAAAGAAAGAUAAAAAUAGAAUUUCAUUUUCAUUGGUUAUUUAGAAAAAUAAAAAACAUCAGAAUAUAAUUAAUGACAAUUUAUUUAUAAAAAAAAAAAAAACAUUGCGUGUCUUUUAAAUUGAAAAUAAGAACAAAUUUUUAAUACAGUGUGCUUCCACGUGAAGUGUAUAAAAUGAUUUCAUAAAAAUAGCACGAAUAAUAAACAACAAAACCAUAAAUUAUCAUUAAAAAAAAAAAUAGUUAUUAAUAAAUUAUAAUUAGCAAUUGAAUUGCGUUAUAUUUAAAAAAUUAUUUGGGCAUUUGUUGUAUUUUAAAUAUAACAAGCAAUCACAAAUUAGUCUUCUUAUUUUUUAAGUAAAUUAAUUAAAAGAACAAAGAAAAUUAUUGAGUUAAUCAAAAAUACGUCAAGCUGUACAUAUAGCUAGAUAAAGUAAUUAAAAAAGAAACAAUUAAACAACUUGAUGACAAAUUUAACGCAAUUCAUAAGAAAAAAAAAAACAUGUCCAAAGUAUUUAACUGGUGGUUAUUAAAAUAUUUAAAAAACAAUAAGGAAGGAAAAAACUAUGAAAAAUUAACAAACUGAACAAACAAAAAUGAAUAAAAAACUUAUUGAUAGUAUCUUUGCUAAGUAUUAUUGUGCUUUAUGUUGAAUAUUCUCCAAUAUUUAUUGCUAAGUCGUGAAAAAAAAUUGCUUAAGCCAUUUACAAUUUGAAGAAAAAAUAAGAAAACAUUUAAGUGUCUCAAAGUCAGUUUAUAAUUUGAUUAGAAAAUUUAUUUUUUAAUUUAUAAUUAAUCUUUAAUGUGGAAAUUAAAUGUGUCAUCAAUGAGUGGUAUUAAUUGUCUUGAAUUUAGAAAAAUUAUUAUCAUUAAUGGAAGAAUUUAAAAUGAAGAAAAAAAUAUAUAUCGAAAUAAUUUAGUGUGAUGAUUUUUUUAUGAAAAAUAAUCAGAAUAAAAUGAAAAAAAAAAAUUAGUCAAUAUGUAAGUUUGUUAAUUUGUUUUUUGUGUAAUUGUAAUUGAUAUUUUUUUGACGUAAAAAAAAAUAAGAGCUUCCUCUGUCUAAACCACAAAUAAUUUACGAAAAAAAACAAAAAAAAUCGAAAAAUUAUUCGAAAAAAAAAUGUAUUACUAUCCUUUAAGGAACAAAGUGUCAUCAAUUUAUUUUGUGGUUUUUUAUACGUCGUAAUAUUCUUCAAUUUGCAGUAAAAAAAAAAAAUAAAAAAAAUAAUAAAAACCACUCAGUUGAUAGAAAUAAAAAGAAAAAAAAAACAAAUAAUCUGGCAUUUUUAUAAAUUGAAUUUUCACAUAAAUUAUUUUCUUUGGACUAUUUCGAUUAAUUAAAAAUAUUAUUUAUCAAUUUGUUUUUAAAACAAAUACUAAUCAUUAAAAAAAAAAAAAAAUAGAUUUAUAUAUAUGUGAAUCUUGUCCUGUCAUAAAAAAGAAAAAUAGUGUUUCAAAAAAAAAAAAAAGAAAAAAAAAAUAAAACAAUUGUAGAAAUCCAUUGUGUUAGUACUUAGCCCUUUAUAAUUAAAAAAAAAAAACCAAAUAUAGGGGUUGAUGUACAUUAA
Messenger RNA from Aphidius gifuensis, 4524 nucleotides. RefSeq names its product cAMP-dependent protein kinase type II regulatory subunit (gene Pka-R2). Gene Ontology annotation, biological process: regulation of protein phosphorylation. Gene Ontology annotation, cellular component: cAMP-dependent protein kinase complex. The coding region runs from base 757 to 1905 and encodes 382 amino acids. NCBI's taxonomy places the organism in Eukaryota, Metazoa, Arthropoda, Insecta, Hymenoptera, Braconidae. The transcript is spliced from 9 exons. Gene Ontology annotation, molecular function: cAMP-dependent protein kinase regulator activity. The record is from RefSeq and is a predicted model, not a curated record.